AUGGUGAGGUUUGCGUUUUUCAUUCUUACAACAUAGCCCAGAAAUAGUGUUCCCAAUAUUUGUUUUACAUUCUUGCAAUGGUGAGGCUGCCUUGAGAAAGGUUUGCGAUGUCUCGUAGAUCUUUUUCCAGGUUCCAUCCGGGUGGAAAUAGGAGAUGGGAGGCCGGGAAUUGGUCUCGGAGAGGUGGGGCUGAUGCGAGAACCAGAUCUAAAGUAUCUUAUAGUAAGGUGACGGCGGCAGGUGCUUGGCCGGGUUAUGGUACUGCGGAGGUGAGAAAGUGGGAAAAUAAGUUAGUGGUGAUCACAGAAAGUCAAGCGGUGAAAGCAAGAAGGGAUUUUCUGCUUUCUGCGGCAGUGUUUGGUGGGGAGAUUCAGAUGAGGGGUGGAAGCCAGAGAGGUGGAAGCAUGGGCGGCUAGAACAUGGAGGGAGGUGUGGGGUGUGAAGGUGAAGAAGAUGACAAAUGACUUAUUUUUGUUCAUUUGUCCUUCAAGUACUGAGGCGGAAUGGAUCUUGUGCCAAGGGCUGUGGCAGAUGGACAAAAACCCUCUUCUUCGGAUUCCAUUUGGAUUAGGGCUUUUGGUCUCCCACUCCUCCUAUGGUGCCCUAACGUUAUCAAAGCAAUUGGAGAUGUUUGUGGGGGCUUCAUUGAAACAGACGACUCCCCUUCAGAAAUCGCUACCUGUGAAUGGGUUAGAAUGAAGGUCCGUAGAGGGGAAAGUAUUCCGAAUAGGGUGGAGGUGGUGGCUGGUGAGUCCUUGUUUUCGGUGCAAAUAUGGCCCGAGCUUCUUCCGACGGUGAGUAGAUGGAAAGGGGGAGCAGUGGGGGUUGAAGUUCAGUAGAUUUAGGGGAAGGUGAACGUGGACAAUGCAAAAUCCAUAUUGGUGGAGGAUGUGGACGAGUCUCCUUAGUUGCAGACUCCCUGUAUGGAAACCCACGCUACUUUCGGCUUGCCUAAGCGCUUUUUGGCGACCAGAGAUGGAGAAGAAGAGGAAAGGGCGCGCUGUAUGCUGAAGCGUCCGAUCACGGAUGAGAUGAAGGGUCAGAAUGGGCCCUCUAGAUAUAGCCCUGAGGUUGGAAUUCAAAUUUCUGAAAAAGGGAUGUGUGGGCGGGCGCUGGAUUUAAAAGAAUUAAAAGAAUUAAUCAAGGAGUGCAUGAGAGAGUUAAAUGUGGUCACCACAGAGGAGUAUGCACUGAACUUUGGUAACUUGUGUCAGAGCACGGUCUUCGAGUCCUGUUCGGGUUCGGAGGCUUUAUUAGAAGGGCAGGAAGGUUUUUUAGAAACUUAGAAAUUCCAACUAAGUCACUCACAUCUGGGUAGGGGCCAGUCACGGGGGUCAAAUAACAGGUCUGGGCCUAAGUGAGCCCUGGUCCCUUUACCGAAGAAAAGAGGUGGUUAGCCCUGGGUUCGGAAAGCCCAUUAGUAGUACUGGUUCUCAAGCCGUUGAAUGUAGGCGCAUGCAAAAUUCGCAGGGGGUGGAGCAGUUCGGCAGGGCGGUGAUCACGACAGGCCUGACCAGUCUCCCAGGCCUUCGUGUUCUUGUCGGCAAGUGAGGUCAUGCCAGGAUUCACAGGAAUUGAUUGUGGUGAGAAUGGAAGAAAAUAUUGUGGAAGCCGUGCCUUUAGUGAUGGUAGACUCUACUGAUUCGAUGGAGGAGAGGGGAGAGGAGUGUUUUCAGAGAAGUGGAGAGGAAGGGAGGGAGAAAGCAGGUGGUUCCUGGAAGUUUAAUGGGAGUGCUGUUCAGCUAGAUGACUUCAGAGGGGUUUGUGUUCGGGAAGAAGGAGAGUUGCGGUUUGUGCUUCUUUGAAGAAGUCGGGUUCGAAGGUUGUCUUGUUGCAGGAAACCAAAUUGGAUUUUAUGGAUGCUGCUAUGGUCAGAAGUAUUUGGGGAGAGGGUGAUGUCAGAUGGAAAGCAAAAAUGGCUGUGGGUAGUGCAGGAGGCUUGGUGACUCUUUGGGACCCAUCUUUCUGCAGUCUUGUUUCUGUUCAGAUUGGCAAUUUCUCAAUUUCAUUGGUGCUGAAAUUUACAAAUGAUGAGGUCUGUACUCUGUCAGGUAACAAAUGUUUAUGGCCCUACAGAUAGAAGUCGUCGGAAUGAAUUUUGGGAGGAAUUGGCAGGGGUGAGAGCUAAUUUGUCCAUUCCUUGGGUGAUUGGAGGUGACUUUAAUGUCUGUCUUUAUGCUGAUGAUAAGAAUACAAGGUGUAGGAGAUCUAGAGAAAUGCUCCAGUUUGCAGACUUUAUUAACAGUUUCGAGUUGCUGGAUCUUCCUCUUCAGGGCAGUCGGUUCACAUGGACAAAUAAUCAAGAUUCCCCUACUUUGGUGAGAUUUGAUAGAUUCUUGGUUUCUCAAAGUUGGGAGAAUCUGUUUCCCGAUUUCAGACAGGUUUCUCUCCCUAGACCUGUUUCUGACCAUUGUCCAAUUCAGUUGAUUUGUGGCUUUCGAGACAAUGUCAAAGCCCCGUUUAAGAUGGAGAAUUGCUGGUUCAAAGAGGCAAACCUAUCCCAAAUUUUGAAGGAUGUGUGGAGUGGGCUGCAAAUGGAAGGUAUGGCUUAUUUAUUUUGGCCAGAAAACUUGGAACAGUUAAAGAGAAAUUAAAAAUCUGGAGGAAGGAAUUCUCCUUGAAGUCAGAAAUUGAAAAGRGCRGCMUGUUGAGUAUCAUUGAGGAAGUGGAUUCAGCUGAAGAGGUUGGCCCUAUUUCWGAGGAAAGUAGGAUUAAGAGAUCCCAAGCUAAGCAAAGAUAUGACAAAUUGGCAGUGGAGGAKGAAAUCAAGUGGAGACAGAGGGCUAAAGUGAGGUGGCUGAAAGAGGGGGACAGAAAUACCCAAUUUUUUCAUAAAAUGGCUAAUGCCAGGUUGAGGGUAUCUUCUAUUUCUAAGCUGGAAUGGGAAGACAAGAUUGGGAGCUCUGAUGCGGAUAUAAAGAGGGUGGCAAUAAGUUUUUAUAAGCAUCUCUAUACAGAAUCUUGGGCUUGUAGACCCUUUCCUAGAAACCUUCCUUUUAAACAGCUAAGUGGAGAGCAAAAGUUUAUUGAAAGGCCUUUUUCGGAGGAGGAAAUUAAAUCGGCCAUUUUCUUGUUGGCGGUUGAUAAAUCGCCUGGCCCGGAUGGCCUUACUAAUUUGUUCUACAUCAAAUGCUGGGAUACGGUUAAGCAAGACAUAUUGAAUGUGUUUCAGGAUUUCCAUGAGAAUGCCUCCCUCCAGAGAAGUUUGAAUGCUACCUUCAUCACUCUUAUCCCUAAAAUUGAAGGGGCGGUUAAUGUGAGAGAUUUCAGGCCGAUUAGCCUCCUUCACAGUUUUUAUAAGAUUUUGGCUAUAGUCCUAGCUGAGAGAAUGAAAGGAGUGAUUGAAAGUGUCAUCUCUAACAAUCAAAGUGCCUUUGUUCCUGGUAAACAGAUGCUUGAUUCAGUCCUCAUUGCUAAUGAAUUAAUUCACUCAAGAAGAAGAGAGGGAGUUCCAGGUUUAAUUUGCAAGUUGGACAUUGAGAAGGCGUAUGAUCAUGUUAACUAGAGGUGUAUUGACUCAGUCCUGCACCAUAUGAAUUUUGGGCAGAAGUGGAGGAAUUGGAUUAAAGUUUGUACUUCCUCUCCUAAGUUCUCAGUGUUGAUCAAUGGCCAAUCGGCAGGUUUUUUUGAUAGUUCUAGGGUGCUGAGGCAGGGGGACCCUCUGUCUCCUUUGCUUUUCAUAUGUGUAAUGGAAAUUCUGACCCUGUUUUGUAAAAGGACAACUGAUGAUGGGAGUUGGGAAGGCUUUUCUAUCUGCCUGGGGGGUGAAAAGGUUAAUAUUCUCCAGUUUGCUAAUGAUACAUUGUGCUUCUUGGAUGCUUCUCCAUCCCAAAUGAAUCUCAUUCUUAGUAUUUUAAUAUGGUUUGAAGUGGUGUCUAGUCCGAAGGUGAACUUGAACAAAAGCUCUAUCAUACCAGUGGGGCCGGUUGACAAUUUAGAGGAAUGUGCUGAGGUCUUGGCAUGUAAGAUUGAUUAUUUUCCUGUGAAGUAUUUGGGUCUCCCUUUGGGGGCUAACUGGCUCUCUUCCUCGAUCUGGGAUCCUGUCAUUGAGAGAAUGGAGAGAAAGCUAGCAUCUUGGAAGGCAAAGUACCUUUCUUUUGGUGGAAGGGUAACCUUGAUCAAAAGUACACUCUCAAAUCUUCCAACUUAAUUUUUAUCCCUUAUCCCUAUCCUGGUUGGUGUGGCUAAAAGGUUGGAACAACUUCAGAGAAAUUUCCUUUGGAGAGGUUGGGAGGAGGACAAUAAGGUCCAUCUAGUUAAUUGGGACCAAGUUUGUCUUCCUAAAGCGGAAGGCGGUCUAGGAAUCAGGAAAUUGAAGAAUUUUAAUUCUGCUCUAUUAUGCAAAUGGAUUUGGAGGUUCUCAGUUGAAAGGAAUGCGUGGUGGAGAUCUCUCAUUGCUGAAAAAUAUGGGGUUGAUUGGGGAAAUUGGAGAACGAGAGAUCCCCCUCCAAAUUGGGGCAACUCUCUCUGGAAAGGAAUUAUGAGGUACUUUCCUAUCUUUGGGGAAGGGAUUUCAGUGUGUGUGGGCAAAGGAGAUAGAACAAAAUUCUGGAACGACAAAUGGUGUUUAGACAACCCCCUUGCUAGUUCCUUCCCUCACCUUUUCAGAUGUGCAGCCAAUCAGGAGGCUACUGUGGCUGAUUACUUAUCAUUGAAUGAGAAUUCAGUGUCUUGGUCCCUUCUCUCAAGGAGGAAUUUGUAUGAUUGGGAAUUGGAUGACUUCUUGGAGCUGAUGUCUCUGCUUCUUGUUCAGAAGAUUGAUGUGCUGGGGGAGGAUUUGUGGUGCUGGAAAUGGAAGCCAGAUGGGGUGUUUUCUAUGAAAUCCAUGGCUGAUAAGUUAGAUAAUGUGGGAGGUUCUGAGUUCCCUGCUGGGCAGAUUUGGAACCCUCUGAUCCCUUCAAAAGCCAACUUUCUGGUCUGGACGAUGGCCCUUGAUAAAUGUCUUUCCAGGCCUAACUUAUUGAGAAGGGGUAUUCCAAUUCUGGAUUCAAGUUGUGUGCUUUGUGGGGCCACUGAAGAAUCUACAGAGCACCUUUGUCUUCAUUGUCCAUUUUCUCUUCAGAUUUGGCUGCAUUUUCUUAAAGCUCUGGGUGCUAACUGGGUUUUGCCGAGAUCAGUUAAGGAUCACUUGUGUUCCUGGAAGCUGAAAGGUCUUAUUAAGAGAGGGAAGCUAAUGUGGAAGACAAUUCCAGCUGCAAUCCUGUGGUCCAUUUGGGCUGAAAGGAACAGUAGAAUCUUUUGUAGUAGGUAUAAGGAUGUUGAUCAUGUAAUUCAGAGAGCUGUGGGCAAGUUGAUCUCUUGGAUUUCCACAUCUGGGGAAUUUAGAGAUCUUAGUAUGUCUGUUUUGUUUCAGUCUUGCUCCUGCUGGAGGUUGUAAUUUUGGUUGCUUUUCAGACUGCCUUCUUGGGUCUGAAUUGCAGCCUUCUUUCGCUUAUGAUGAGUAAACUUACAUUACCUAAAUAA
Nelumbo nucifera (sacred lotus) is the source of this 5463-nucleotide messenger RNA. Lineage: Eukaryota; Viridiplantae; Streptophyta; Magnoliopsida; Proteales; Nelumbonaceae. The record is from RefSeq and is a predicted model, not a curated record.